This is a messenger RNA of Bacillus rossius redtenbacheri, 2199 nucleotides long. RefSeq lists its product as uncharacterized. Bases 727 to 1719 code for a protein of 330 amino acids. The record is from RefSeq and is a predicted model, not a curated record. Lineage: Eukaryota; Metazoa; Arthropoda; Insecta; Phasmatodea; Bacillidae. The transcript has 11 exons.
AAGCGCACAUAGCAAGAAACGAAACGAGUCAAAUAAUACGUCGUUAUUUCACCUUUUUUUUUAUGUGGUUGCAUGGGCGGCACUGUCGUUGCCGGCAAUUGUUUUCUAUUUCCGAUAUUGCCAGAUGCCGGUUGAAGACAGAAGAGCUUGUUGUUGUUGGUGGACCGCGUGGUGCGCAUGGAUUAGGCUUAGGUUAAAUAAUGGUUGAUAAUCUGAGUGUAGAUUUGGCUACAUGGCUGAAGUCAAAAAACAUUGAUGAUAACAGAAUAGCAUAUCUUAGAGAAUAAGAAGUCUGUGGUGCUGCAUUUGUGGAACUUACCGAGAGCGACAUUAAGGAAAUGCACUUGAAAAUAGGGCCACAAAAACUGCUUUCAAAAGUGGUACGGCAAACUAGAAUGGAGGCUGAAAUUGAACUUCAGAGAAGUUCUGCUGCUGUUGAACCUUCAUUUGUUGAACAAAGUUGUAGUGUUGUUACCUCACCUGUAAGCAAAUCAGCUAAAUUUGACUCACUUCCAUCAUGUGAACAAUCAUCUCCAGUUUCUAGGAGCUCAGUGACAUUUUCAAAAUACUCCACUGUCCGGGAAAUACUCAUUCACCAUCCACAAGGGAAAAGUUUGAUAUCAUCUGCAGAGCAAGGUGAUCUUUUCAAGUUAGCACAGAGGCGUACAUUAGUUCGCAUACUUGUAUCGGAGCUUGUGAAACAUUACGAUUCAUAUUAUCCGCCAGAUGAGGCCAAGGAACAACUCGCUAAAGCAAGUCAAGGAGUUUCCCAGCUUGAGAGAUAUCACAGUAAGCACAGAAGAGGGCCAUAACCAUUUUUAUAGCUCUGAGUGUCAUACUGGAUUCAUAGAAUACAGACUCUGGACAAUGAGAAGAUUUUUGUCACCUAGUAAAAGAAAAUACAAAAACACAGGUUCUGCAAAGUUUGGGAGGGGUCAAGAAUCUGCCCAUUACAGUGGUGAAGAACUGCUUGGUUCAAAAGACUUGGAAGAAAAGAAAAUGUGGAUGAAGCACACUGUGCCGAAGGACAUUCACAAGAGAGAGAUAGUGAAUUGUCUGAAAAGCACUUUCCCAAAUCGGAGACAGUGGAUUUUAAGUAAGCAUCCAAGUGUGACAGAAAUUUUUAACGAAUAUCCCAGGUUGGCUGAUUAUGAAGGAGAAAUGAUUGAACUAGAGUUCAGCACUCUACACCAAGAAAAUGCAUCAAAAUUUCUAGCUAGAUUUGGAGCGUUUUAUGCCCCCCGUAUUCAGGGGAUGGUCAAGGCAGAAAGACCUGAUAUUAUCAGAAAACUUGCCGAUGCUGAUAUCACUGAUGACAAUCUGAAGGCCAUAAUAAUGCUGGCAGAGUUGAUGCCUCCAGCUAACAGUAAAGUGAAACAGCCAAACAAAAAGGAAGGAACAGAUGUUACCAGUACGAUCUCUGACAAACAAAAGGACAGUAUCUGUAUUGUUCAGCCAUACAUGUUGUGUGUCCAGAGUGAAACUGAAAUGAAGUAUGGCUUGGUGGCUGAUGGGAAGCUUGUAUGUUUCGAAGAAGCAGGCGCUCUGAAUGCUUUCGACAAGCUUUUUAAAUUGCAUUAUGUUUGCAACCUUGAAUUUUCCAAAAGUCUGUCAUCAUUUUAUAAUUUCGGUGAAAGUUAUUUAUGUGAUGUGACGGAUGUAAAACCUAGAAGCUUCAAUGUUUCGUUAAAUGCUGCAAUUUCACACAUAAAAUUGUAAUAAUUUUGAAUGAUACAUUUGUAGCACAUCAUUACUGUAAGUUAGCUGUGUCAGAAUUUUAUAUACAGAUGGUUCAGACAUAUUUAUUGUGUGGUUGCAAAAUUUUGAUGGUUUCUGGAAAACAAAACGAGAGCAUGUCUCCUGGAUGUAAAGAGAACUCUUGUCACGUCCCGAUUUUGUACUCAUAUUCCAAGUAAAAAAUAUUCAUAGUGAACUUGGGUGGAUAAGUGUAAAUAGGUAUGUAUUGUAUUGAUAAAUGUAUACAUUUAUGUUUUAAUUACAACAGUGGCACACAUGAGUGGAUUAACUGGAUUUCAAAAGUAAAUAUUUCUUUAAUAAAUAUAUGUACAGCACUUUUUUAAGCCAAACAUUUGUUCUAAAGAAUGGAGCAAUGAAGCUAGUGUGUGUGUGUGUGCAUAUUAAUAGUGUACCUUUGUCAUUUAUAGUAAAACCAGAAACCUUUAUCAUGAAAUACUUAGU